This is a messenger RNA of Cantharellus anzutake, 1147 nucleotides long. RefSeq lists its product as uncharacterized. The record is from RefSeq and is a predicted model, not a curated record. Lineage: Eukaryota; Fungi; Basidiomycota; Agaricomycetes; Cantharellales; Hydnaceae. The transcript is spliced from 3 exons. Bases 364 to 1059 code for a protein of 231 amino acids.
AAUGAAUUCAAUCAACUUGCAAGAAUGCCAGAGGACCCAGCUCAGCGUCAAUCAUGAUAAGUCACGACUCAUUAUUACGGCUCUCCCGGCGGAGGUUUUGGUUAACAUUUUGAAGCACCUUUCUUUGAAUGAUCUCAUGAGGUGCAAACAGGCGAGUUUUAGUUAGAAGCAGUUCGCUUGCCCUUCGUUCCCCCUCGCUCCUCACGUUUUUAUCAUACAUUUUUAUGGUUCUUAUAUAAGUGACGUUCGUAGGCAACUAAAGCCUUUCUCUAUGUCAUCGAGGGGUCGUUGGUUCUCCAGUAUAACAUCGAGCGCGAAACUUACCUUCUUGCCGGUAGCACUGCGGAUCCAGAUCAUCUCUCUAUGGCAGAGAAACUUACGAGUCUUCGUAGGCGGGAAGUUGGAUGGGCUAAUUUGAAAUGGCAGCCUCAAACAUAUACCAUUUUGGCUAAUCCACGGCCCCGCCGUUUCACUUCCGGGGACACAAUAUCAUACAAGCUGCAACAUGGAUUCUUUGCGUAUGGGUACUACACAUCCAACAUGUUGGAUGACCCUGAUUGUUUAUCGCUCCACCCCCUUCCGAGAGUCGCGGAUCGCCUUUCGAAUUCAAAGGGUCACGGAUUAUCAUCCGCACUGCUCGGGUCAAUUGAUUCUGAGCGUCAGAUGUACCUAGAAGGUGGAGAUGGCGAUGACGUUGAGAUAGACUGGUCCCAAACACCUAUUCUCCACCGCCUCGGCUUCGAGUUUCUGGACUUCAGUAUCGAUCCGGAACAGAAUUUGGCCAUUUACGUUUGCGACGACUUGGAUAAGGUGUUUGUCAGAAUAAGGCAAAUGUCUGAUAAUGGCUUUCACCCGAUGGCCCAAUAUGAGACUCUCGAUGCUUGCCCGCUGGUUGGUCCUACGCACAUUCUUGUUGAGAUCUUUGGCGACUUUGUCGGCGUCAUGGUACGGGAUCUUUUGGAUGUGGAUCGGUAUUUUCGGAUUUGGAAUUGGAAGACAGGGAUAUGUCAAUGUAGGUCUAUUCAUUUAGACCUUGUCAUUACGACGGUCCCCCUGUAAAACUUUGCCUUCCGUCUCAGCAUGUCGCGACAUUCGAAUUACCCGAUUUCUUCCCCAAGUUGACGUAUUCACACAUCUCGCCGUUGCA